This is a messenger RNA of Sipha flava (yellow sugarcane aphid), 1816 nucleotides long. Its product is annotated as digestive organ expansion factor homolog. The record is from RefSeq and is a predicted model, not a curated record. Gene Ontology annotation, cellular component: small-subunit processome; nucleolus. Gene Ontology annotation, molecular function: U3 snoRNA binding; rRNA binding. The transcript has a single exon. Gene Ontology annotation, biological process: maturation of SSU-rRNA from tricistronic rRNA transcript (SSU-rRNA, 5.8S rRNA, LSU-rRNA). Lineage: Eukaryota; Metazoa; Arthropoda; Insecta; Hemiptera; Aphididae. Bases 90 to 1787 code for a protein of 565 amino acids.
CACGUGUUUAUCGACUUAUCGUUUUCGUCUACAUAGACAACUAUACAAUAUCUCAAACGAAACGUUCAGUCAUUCAAAUUAUAUACGUGAUGGAUGACGAUCCGUUCUUGGCGCAUUACACCUACGAUCUGUCGCCGGAAUUAGUCACCUGUUUGAAUGACAAGCCUCCGCUCGUGGAGGAAAUUGUGUUGGAAUGGCCAGAAUUGGGCAAAAUGAUGUUCAAAAGACCGAAAUUGACUGCAGUGGUUGACCUGAACCGUCGCGUUAAGGCGUUAGAAGACAACCGACCGUUCGCCAAAUUGCCCGAAGUGCCCGUUGUCUUUGACGCCGUUGGGAAAUUGGCUUUACACAAACAGUUGAAGUCAACCGUCAAGGAUGUCAGUCAAUUACAGUUGGACGUGCUGUCGAUAAUAACCAGGUAUCACGAUUUCAGUUACUCGGAGAGAAAUUUCGAUAACGCUGAAGAAUUGCGAUACUGUUACUGUUUACACGCUGUUAAUCAUGUUCUUAAAAGUCGAGAAAUUGUUGUAGCAAACAAUGAUAAACAAGAUGGUGAUGAAGAUGAAAUGCGAGAUCAGGGUCUUACUAGGCCCAAGGUAUUGAUUUUAGUUCCUUUUAAAGAUUCGGCAUAUCGAAUCAUAAAUAUGAUAAUUUCGUUGUUGUCUCCUAAAGAGAAUUUUAACGUGGUGCAUAAGAAUAGAUUUUCAGAAGAAUUCACUGGUCACGAAUUAAUGCUACCAAGAAAAAAUCCUAAACCAGAAGACUUUGAAAAAACAUUUGUUGGGAACAUUGAUGAUGCAUUCAGAAUCGGUAUGGCAAUCACCAAAAGCAGUUUGAAAUUGUAUGAAAAUUUUUACAACUCUGAUAUAAUAAUUGCAUCGCCACUCGGUUUGCGAAUGAUAAUUGGUGCUGAUGGAGAGUCAUCUCGAGAUUAUGAUUUUCUCUCAUCUGUGGAAGUGCUAAUAUUUGAUCAGGCAGAGAUAUUUUUGAUGCAGAAUUGGGAUCAUGUGUUACACAUCAUGAGUCAUUUUCAUCUACAGCCAAAAGAAGCACAUGGUACAGAUUUACAACGAGUACGUAGCUGGUCAAUUAAUGGAUUGUCCAAAUAUUAUAGGCAAACAAUAAUAUUUUCAUCUUGCAAAUCUCCGAAUUUGAUGGCUAUUCAAAAAAACAGGUGUAUGAACUAUGGAGGAUCUGUUAGUGUAAUCAAUCCAAUUAUCACUGGUACCAUAAGCCAUGUGGUUUGUAGUAUAAAACAAUUUUAUCAUAAACUCAAUUCAAAAACACCAACUGAAUCUAUCAAAGAAAGAUUUGAGUAUUUCACAAAUAAAAUUCUUACACAACUUCGAGCUUCUAACGAAAAACAUGUAUUAAUUUAUGUUCCCUCUUAUUUUGAUUAUGUAUGUAUCAGAAAUUAUUUAAAAACGGAAGACUACAGUUUUGUGCAAAUUAGUGAGUACACAAAACCAGGCAAGGUGGCCAGGGCUAGGGAUUUGUUUUAUCAUGCCGAAUGUCAAAUUUUAUUGUAUUCUGAACGUUACCAUUUCUACAAUAGAAUUAAAAUUCGAGGGAUUGAAAAUAUUGUUUUUUACCAACUACCUACAAUUGCUGGAUUUUACAGUGAACUUUGUAAUUCAAUCAUUGACAAUGACAACAGUAUUCGUAACAUUACAGUACUCUAUUCACAUUUUGAUGCAUGUAUGUUAACUUCAGUAGUUGGUACUCAAAGAGCAAAAUAUAUGUUAACUUCAGAACAAAAAAUACAUAUGUUUCAUUCAGGUGCAUAAUUAUAGUUAAAAUUUUUUAAUGUUUGAAA